GACUGACAUCAUCGAUCAGAAGCAACAUGGCGGCCGUUCUGUUGUGGGCACGUCGGUCGCAAGUGUGAGGCACAAAUCGUCGAAUUUUAUCGAGUUGCGGGGCUCGGACAGCGUCCGAUCUUCAGCAUGGGGAACAAGGACAGCAAGCCCUCGAUUAUCCCCUACGAAGAUGCCAUUAAAAGAGUUACUGAGGAAGAAAUCAAGCGUAUCAGGGAGGCAUUCAAGCGAUAUUCUACUCCUGCUGGGUACAUGAGCCGGCCUGUCUUCGUGAAGGAUGUACUCGGAGAUGGCAUGCCAGCAAAACUUGGAGAGCACCUGUACUGUGCUUUUGGAGGGACCAACAAGGGCUUGGUCUUCAAGGAUCUGUUCACCGGCUUGGUGCUUCUGGCCAGGGGAUCCCAGACAGAGAAACUCAAAUUCAUCUUUGCCCUGUGUGCCAGCCAUGACAGUGGCAUGUACAUCAGUCAGGACGACUUGGAAAAAUUCAUCUCCACCUGUGAUGGAAGCCCACCUCCCCAGGAAGUUGCUCAGCUGUUCAGAGAGGAUGAUCGGGCAUCGUAUGAGCAGUUCUGUUCCUGGCUCCUGAAGCACAGUCAUGUGAUGAAGCUGUCGGCAUGGUUACUGCAGGAUUCCAACAAACCGGGGCUGCGGUUGUCGGAUGAGAGCGACACGCCCACAUUCUAUCAGACCCUUGCCGGAGUCACACACUUGGAGGAAGCAGACAUCAUUGAGUUAGAGAAGAAAUACUGGGCACUGCAAGCGCAAUCCAAGACGGGACGCUUUGACUUGGACACAUUCAUUCCACUCAUUUCACCUCCUAUGCCCAAGGAGCUAUGUGAAGGAGUAUUCAAUGCAUUCGAUGUGAACGGUGACAAUCACAUCGAUCUGAAGGAGAUGGCCUGUGGUCUGUCAGCAUGCUGUAGAGGCCCACGGGCAGAGAGGCAAAAAUUUUUCUUCAAGAUAUUUGACACGGAUCUGGACGGCUUACUGAACAGAGAAGAGCUGGAGAAGAUGGUGAAAAGCCUGAUCAACGUCCGGCGAGAAAACAGAGUGGGACAAGAAGUGGAUUUCCGGUCGGUGGAGAACUUGAAUCCUGCCAACAUUGCAGCUGACAUCUUGUCCAAUCACGAUGGAGAUAAUGACGAGUGCAUCACGCAGGAGGAGUUUCAGAUGUGGGCGUUCAAGAACAGCCUUCCUGAUGACUUCUGCAAACUCCUCUUCCAGGUUUGCCACAUCAUCCUGGGCCUGAAACCCCAGACCACCGAAGAAGAGAAAGACGUCAUCCUAGGCUGGGUGGAGAGAGAGAAGAGACGGGGCUUGAGACUGACGCAGACCUGGUACCUCGUCUCCAUGCAGUGGUGGAGGACGUGGAACCACUACGUCGCUCACAGGCCGCCCAUCAACCAUUCCCAGGCCAGCUCCAACUCUUCCCAGAAUUCCGUCGGCUCCCUGAGCCGGCCGGCCAAUCACCAGGCCUGGAGUGAGCAACGGUCACGGAGCCCCCUCCUCUCCCGUCGGAUCACUCACCAUAGCAACGGGACGGGCUCGGCCCCCAACAGCCCCACCCGAUCCCCCAAGCGAUCCAAUUCCGGCAACCAGGGGAGCCUGGGGCCCCCUAAGCCGGGGAUGAUUGAUAACACCUGCCUCAUCAUGCCUGACAAUAGGAAGGUCGGGACGUUGACUAAUGAGGGAGGGCGGAUGAAACGGACCCCGCCCCUAAUCCAGGGCAAGGAUUAUGAGGUCAUCCCGGAGCCUGUCUGGAAAGCUCUCUCACAGUGGUAUGCUGGCGGGCCAGCGCUGCCCAGAAAUGUGAUAGUGCCUUUGGAAGGGGAGCCCAGCGCAACCUUAGAGCUGUACCCCAUCAGUGUACGUCUGCUCAGACAUCAGACGGUACAGCAGAGACAGAAUGCAUGGAACGGGGUUAACAUUGGCAAUGUCUCUAUAGGUGCCGGGGGCAUCAGCUUCAACCAGCACAACAGCUCCACCCCACCAGCCCCUAAGCGCUACCUGGCCUACACGGCCUGCUUCAGCAAGAUGCACACCAUGCAGCAGAUCUAUGAGUUCCUGUCGGUCCGACUGCGCAUCCGCAGCGAGGAGAUGAGACUCUGGAAUCUCAAAGACGAGAGCAACCCCAUCCUUCUUGAGGAUGACUCCAGCACCAUGGAGCAGCAAGGCAUCACGGAAGACCAGCCUAUCCUGAUUGAGGUCAGGAACAAGGAUCUGAGCUGGCCAGAAGAGAUGUCGCUGCUCGCCAAGAGCAAACAGGACAAACAGAAACAAGUUGUCCGGACGGAGAGUGGCCUGACAGGGAUGAGUAACCUUGGCAACACGUGCUUCAUGAAUGCCGCCAUCCAGUGCAUCAGCAAUACUCAGCCGCUCACGAUGUACUUCAAGUCCGACUCAUUCCUAUAUGAACUCAACUCAACCAACCCCUUGGGCAUGAAGGGUCAUGUUGCUAAGCGAUAUGGUGACCUCAUCAGGGAACUGUGGGCCGGCAAUGCCAAGAGUGUCGCACCCCUCAAACUCAGGUGGACUAUUGCCAAGUACGCACCGCGCUUCAACGGUUUCCAGCAGCAAGACUCCCAGGAGCUUCUAGCCUUCCUAUUGGACGGUCUCCACGAAGACCUGAACCGAGUCCAGGAGAAACCCUACGUUGAGCUGAAGGACAGCGACGGACGACCCGAUGAAGAAGUCUCGCAAGAGGCAUGGGAGAACCACCUGAGGCGGAACCAGUCUGUCAUUGUAGACCUGUUCCAGGGACAGCUCAAGUCUCAGGUCCGAUGCAAGACCUGCGGUCACACCAGCGUGCGCUUCGAUCCGUUCAUCUUUCUGUCCCUACCCCUGCCCAUGGAGAGCUCCAUGCAUGUGGAAAUUGUCGUUGUGCUGUUGGACGGCUCAGUCCCCAUCAAGUACGGACUAAGACUGAACAUGGAAGCCAAGUACAAGGCCUUCAAGAAGCAGCUAGGUGAACUGUGUGAUCUGCAACCUGACCAGCUACUACUGGUGGAGGUUGGAGGGGCCAUGGUCAGGAGUUUUCCAACAGACACCCAGAAGAUUCGGACGUUGCUAGGCGGACUAUUGUACUGCUAUGAAAUUCCAUUAGUUACAUCGUCACAAACAACGUCGGCAAAUAAACAGCCAAUCAGCACACAGGGCGCCAUCCAAUCAGAAAGCCUCGUCAAUCUCCAGCCCCUCCCCAAUCUCCAACCCCUCCCCCCGAUCAACUCCCCGACCCCUGACCCCAUCACCGCCUCCCAUCAGGCCCCGCCCAACGGUGUGGUCCGCUGUAACCACGGCGGCAGUGCCUCCUACCAGGCCACCAGCGUCAGCAUGACUCGCGUGGGAGAGGGAGGGGGAGUGGUCAGCGAGAAUGGGGAGGCGGGACAGGGCACGCCCAGUAGGCCCAACGGGGAUGUGGUUUCUGAGAGGCUAGGAGAUUCCCCCACCCCGGUCAAGCAGCAUAGCCGCACUCCCAGUACGGCUAGUGCCAACAGCAGUGUAGGCACUGCCCAGCCCACGGUCUAUAGCUUUGAAGGCUUCGUCAUUGCCAUGCAUCGCAAGAUGAUGCGUAUGGACAUGUACUUCCUAUCCUGGCAAAAGAGUCGUCCGUGUCUGUUUGGCAUCCCCCUCAUCCUGCCCUGCGUCUCUGCCUCCACUACCCACGAGGAGCUCUACGCCUCGGUCUGGAUGCAAGUCAGUCGACUGGUCAGCUCCACGGCACCGAUGGAGAAUGGACACAAGAACCAUGCUGAGGACGGUGACAGUCCACGCCACAGUUACCCAUUCACCUUGAAAGCUGUGCAGAAAGAUGGUAUCACAUGCGCCUGGUGUCCAUGGUACAGAUUUUGCCGUGGUUGUGAGAUAUCUUGCACUGCAGACCCAUUCACCUCCGGAACUACUUUCUUGGCUAUUGACUGGGACCCGACCGCAUUACACCUGAGGUAUCAAUCCUCACAAGAGAGGGUUGUGACAGAGCACGAGAGCGUAGAGAAGAGCCGACGCUUACAGACAGAGCCCAUCAGCCUGGACGACUGCCUACGAGCCUUCACCAAGGAGGAGGAACUAGGAGAAGAUGAGCUGUACUACUGCUCCAAGUGUAAACACCACCGGCUGGCCGUCAAGAAGCUAGACAUCUGGAGACUACCACCAAUACUGGUCAUCCAUCUGAAGAGGUUCCAGUUUGUGAAUGGUCGCUGGGUCAAAUCCCAGAAGAUCGUCAAGUUCCCCAAGGAGCACUUUGACCCGUCCAACUUCCUGGCACCCCGGAAUCCCUUGGACUUCCGGAACCUGAUCAUGGGCCGGCAACGGCCCCGCAGCGAGAUGCUGAUGUUGGAAGAAGAAGCAAAAUUAGAGGAAGGAGUCACGGAGAAAUCGGAGGAGGAGGCGGCGACAGCGGGGAAAGGAGAAGGAGACAGCCUGGGCCCGCAGGGGGGCGUUUGCGUCAACACGAUCAAAGUGAACGACGGGUGCUCCACAAAAGACAGAACGGAGAGUCACUCAGAAUGCACCUGCGGUAGAAAUGCCGAACUCCCCGAACGUUCGGACGAACUUGAAAAGGCGCGCGACUCCGGCACUGAAAACCACAACGAGAACUCGUCUACCGGUAGCGCGGGGGAUGAACGGAGCUCAGGGGACGAGGAGGGGGGCGAGAGGGGGAAGCUGGCCAGGCAGCGGUCCUUCCUGGGCCCGCCCAUGGACGCGACCGACGCCCACCCGCUACUUAAAGGAGAAACGGAAGAGGAUCGGGACGAGAACGGGCUGGGUCAGAAUCUGUACAGCCUCUACGGUGCAGCCUGCCACAGUGGGAUCCUGGGCGGUGGUCACUACGUGGCCUAUGCGGUCAACCCCAACAAGAAGUGGUAUUGCUACAACGAUAGUAGCGUCAAGGAGGUCAAAGACGAGAUCGACAAGGACAACGCCUACAUGCUCUUCUACGAGCGGCACGGCCUGAGCUACGCCGACUUCAUCCCGGACGUGCGCGGCAGGGAGGCCGACACCACGCCGAUUGAUGACGACAUCGAGGCCGACUACAAGCGGUUCUGCGUCAUCCAAUGACUAGUGGAGCGAGGCAGGCUGGGGGCGGUGCUGGGCUCGUGGCUUCUCUGGCUCUGGAUGUCGGCGCGCUACGGCGUGCACACCUGCAGCGCCAUGAUCAAGCGCUGAAGACAUUUCAUUUCUCAAUAUUUUUGUUCGUUUUUUCCUCAUUCCCAUUAUUUCUUGUCCAAUUUCCUCCGUUCUUUCCAAUCUCUUGUUGCAUUCCUUGGCUGUGAUUUCUCAGCGCAGAAUUGUUCUCAAAUGAAGAGCCAGCAAGUGUUUCAUUCUAGUUCGCGUUUGUCUAGUGUCAGUUUUGGGCUCUAGACCUGAAAGUUAAGUCCAAUUUUCUUUGCUCGCUGAAACAUUCAGUUCGUUUUCUACUCAGUGUACAUGUAGCUCCUCUCUUGAAAUUCAUUUAAAACAAAUGUAACUUAAGAAACUA
Messenger RNA from Patiria miniata (bat star), 5476 nucleotides. RefSeq names its product ubiquitin carboxyl-terminal hydrolase 32-like. The record is from RefSeq and is a predicted model, not a curated record. Bases 127 to 5055 code for a protein of 1642 amino acids. Gene Ontology annotation, biological process: protein deubiquitination. Gene Ontology annotation, cellular component: Golgi apparatus. The transcript has 30 exons. Lineage: Eukaryota; Metazoa; Echinodermata; Asteroidea; Valvatida; Asterinidae. Gene Ontology annotation, molecular function: calcium ion binding; cysteine-type deubiquitinase activity.